GAGUCAGGGCGUGAAGUCAACGGGCUCCGCGGACCUCCGCGGGCGCCAUCUUGGGGCCGGGCAGAAGCGCGCCGUCGGGUUGAUGGAGUGAUUGGGUGGAGGAAAGGCGGUGCUAUCUCAGACCAGCUGUGGGGGCUGCAGUUACACAAAGACUAGCACCAUGCUUGCGUGCUGCAGCUCUCUGGAGUGUUGCCACACAGACAUGAGGAUCCAGGACUGCCACUUCACUUUGUGUUCACAUCUUCUGAAGACACCUGCCUGGAGCUGUCUAUUAUCUGCAUGCUGCCCUCCCAGUGCUGCUCCAACUCUGGGUGUUGCUUUGGUGCCCAUCUGGUGGUCAGGUGUGACUGUGCCGUGAGUCCCUGCAGAUUGCUGUGCUGCACAAAGCAGAGGAUUUUAAGUUUUAUUACAAAUAAAACUGCCUGCCUGCUUGCUUCUGAGAAUUCAGUGCUGUUUGGCAGCAAGCUGUCAGGUAGCCUGAUUGACUCACCCUGGUGCGACUGCAGAGAGGCUGAAAUGAGACCUGAACAGCUUAUAACAUCAGAGCUUGAUUUCACCACCACUUCCACUGCUGGUCACUGUUCUGCCCUCGGUCAGGAGCAUCCCCUGGGUAUGAGCUGCAUUGCAAAGAGCAUUACAAGCUGCUGCAGAACUUAAAUAAUCAGCUGUAAUUUCUGUUACAGUUGGGUGGAAGAUAUUUGCAUGAGUCAAUUAUUGACUGAGUUGCUUAAGUUCCAUUUCAGCCUGAUGCUUCCUGACAAAUAUUCAUGAAAGCUUCCAGCUCUUGCUUAAGCCAUUGAGAGGAAAGCUGCAUCCCAAAGCACUCCCUGUGCCUGGUUAGUGCAGAACUCAGGAGGCUGAGGUGUCCCAUUGCUCCAUGGUUCACUUUAAAGCUGGUUGUAUUGAAACAUGGGCUGUUGUUUCAUGCUCUGUCACUUUAAGGCAGACUUCUCAUGGAUGUGUUCCAAAAAUGUCAGGGUCUGAACAGCAUGUCCCUCAAUCUCUAAACAGUCUUCUGAUGUUAGAGGGUGGGUUUUCCCCAGGGUGAAAUUUAGGGAAGGAAGGAAUAAAAUUUUACAACUCUAAAAGAAAGCAGUAGUGGGAACACUGUUUUUGUUUGCCACCAUUGGUGGAUUCAGCUCUAAGUACUGCUCAUUGAAUGGUGACUGGAAAACGGAGAGUCCUUUUGGUUAUUGUUGUAAUCCGGACUGUAGAUGUUUCUCCUUUUAGAUGCAGAGAUGGUUUGGCCCAGGGAGAUGGUUUUGGAAGCUCUGAGCUCCCUCCCAGGCUGGGAAAGACUGGAGACCCUGCAGAUCCAGAGCUCCAUACUGAAGGCUUCCUGCUUAUGCUUGCAUGCAUCAUGCUGAUCUCCUGAACUUGAGGAUGCGUGCAGCAAUCGGAGCAGCCCAGUGGCUCCUGGAAGCACAACGAUAGCUCUGUUAUCUCCAGCAGCUUCACUGUCACAUGAGCAGUAAAAGCACCACAGCCAACACUUCUCAGCUGCGGAGCUGCCCGGACCCGGUGCUGGUAGCCAGGUGGCAGCUGUGCAGCUCAGUGCAGGGUGCUGAUAACAGCUCAGGGCUGCAGGCAGGACACUCCACCCUGCUGCAGCACCCGGCUCCCUGCAGCCACCGCACAGCCUCCCUGCCCCUGCGUGCUGCUCACAGCCCACCUCUUGGCUUGUGGUGCUCCUAACGGGAGCUGCAGUGCUGCUGUAGUGUGCAUGGGGUGCCGUGCACCGUGGAUGUGCCCCUGCUGUGCUCCGGGUGCUCAUGGGCUGCAUUUGGGGCAGCAGCCACAUAGGAUGGAGUUUUGAGGAAUGGGACACUGAAGAGGAAGUUGCAAACGCAAAUGAGUUUCUAAAUUAGUGGUAGCUGUCUUAGGCUAUUAACUGUUGGAAGCGGGGAGGGUGUCUUGAGAUGCCAGCUGGGCCGACACAAUAAGCCUUUAAUCCUGUGUGGACCUUGUGAGGUGUGGCUGUGGUGCAAGGACUAAUGCUAUUCCAGCCCUCCCACGUGGCUUUUUGUUCCUACCCUUCUCUCAUCUAGAACUCGAAUUCCACUUCUCAAAUGGUAUUUUAGCUGAUAAAAAGAGGUGUUUACCCAGCCAUGUCCCCAAGCAGUGAGCACAGUGUGCCAUGCAGUGAGAGCUGAGACACCUCUGUAGAGGUAUUUGGCACACACAGCGUGGUGCUGGGCAGUCCUGAUGCUGGGUUCAAUGUGGUCAACUCACUGCCAGCCUUACCCUGAGUCUGGGGAGGAAGGAGAGAGUGUCUGUGCACAGCACACCUGGAGCAGAGCUGCUCGUGGCCUCCCUACCCUGCCAGGAGGCCAUGGGGCUGAUUCUAAUGUGUAUGCCAGUGUUCCCUGUGCUGCUGCUGCUGCUGUGGAGAAGCCGUGCCGGCCCCGGCAGCCCCGCGUGCGUCGCACCUCUUCACUGGACACCAUCGUGGGCUCCUACCUGCUGGGGCAGUGGCCACGGGAUGCUGAUGGAGCUUCUGCCUCGUGCAUGAAUGACAAAGCUACCCAGACCCCGGUGUCCUGGCAUGAUGCGGAAGUGGGGAAGGCCAGCUCCAGUGCUCACAAACGUUCUGCUUCUUGGGGUAGCACAGAUCACCGCAGAGAGAUUGCCAAACUGAAGCAACAGCUCCAGAGAACAAAGCUAAAUGGCAGAAGUGGCAAAGAAAAGGAGAAGAGCUCCCCGCUGCAGGGGGACCAUGCUGUCCUGGGAUCACUCCGGGACUCUCCUUCAGGCUUCCUUUCUUCGUCUCCUGUUUUGAGGCUCAGUCCUUGCUUGCACAGGAGCCUGGAAGGGCUAAACCAGGAACUGGAGGAAGUGUUUGUGAAGGAACAGGGAGAUGAAGAGCUUUUGAGGAUCUUGGAUGUCCCAGACGGCCACAGAGCACCAGCACCUGCGCAGAGAGGCUCUGGAGAUGCCUCCCUGAUGCUGGAGCCCAGCAGUGGCAGCUGCAGCAGUCUCUCACUUUCUCCUUCCCCUUCUGUGCCUCUCCACCUUUCUCCACACACCCCAGUGAGACUGGUGGCAGAAGAGCUCUCCUCUGCGGUGGAUGAGGUGCAGUUGGAUCCAAAAGAGAAAGAGGAGGGCAGCCCUUCCCCAGUCCUGGCCUUUGCUUCCUCUCCUCGGCCCAACCACAGCUACAUGUUCAAACGGGAACCUCCUGAGGGAUGUGAGAAAGUCCGGGCCUUUGAAGAAGCUUCCUCCAGCCCUGACCACACCUUUCAGCCUUCCUGCCCAGAUAAGAACAAAGUGCACUUCAACCCCACGGGCUCUGCCUUCUGCCCCGUCAGCCUGGUGAAGCCUCUCUUCCCAAACGUGGGCCUUCUCUUUAGAGGCUUUCCAGCAUCAUCCAGCCCUGCCACGGGCACGUUUACAUCCUGCCAGCCCACAGCCCCCACCCCGUUCCUCGGGGCGCGGAAGGACGCUGCCGUAGAUAACUUCAGCGACGCGUCCAAGUCGCCCUCACUCAAUUAUGAACACUGGAAACGUGGGCAGCCGGAGGAGAGCGUCGUCUUCCACAGCUCUCUCGUCGUGUGAAGCCUUUGGGAACGUUAGCCAGCAACGGCAGCCAUGGCUCCUCAGUGCAUCUCGGCCGUCCCAUGGAGAUCAGUGCCUUGAGGCUGGGACUUGACAGCCAAGGGGGGCAGCCCUGGGCCUGGAAACCACAGCAGGCUGCCAAGGAUGAAAGCAGCUGUGAAGUGCCGCGUUCCACAGGACUCCUCGCUGCUGCGGGAGGGGCUCAUUUCCCCAGGCCUCCCCUGUUCGAAGCACUUUCCUGUGUUGAAUUGUCAUUUCCUGUGUGAUUGUUUUGCUGGUGAAGAGCAGCUGGGCGCUCCUGCGCUGGGCGGAGCUGCGCUCCCUGGCUCUGAAUGCGGUUGAGCUGGGAGGAUUCAGGUGGAGCUUCCCAACACUUCUCAUCCCUGCUGCUGCCGCCGCCCGGGGCGUACUGAGCUCGGGGAGGUGGGAAGGGGGCGAAGGGCCUUCGUGGGACGGCAGCCCGGGGGUCGUGGGAGCAGAAGCUGCUGUUGAUCCGUGUUGGUGUGACAGCCCAUUGCGUCCAGCAGACGGCAGCGCCUCUCUGCCCGCCUUCACCCCAUGAAACCCCGGAGCUUUGAGGAGCCCCGAGAGGGCUGUGCUGAUGGGGGGAGCGCAGGUGACCAAAUGCCGCCCUCCGCAGUGGGGGGAACUGCGGCCUCACUGCGGGUGAAGGCGCUGUUGGCUGCUGAGCGAUGGCAGAGCUGUGCCUGCUGGGCGUCCCCGGGGCUGAGCAGCCCGCGGUGCUGGAAGAGGGGGUGGGAAACAACCCGCAGUGCUGGAAGGCGCUCAGCCCUGCGCCCCCCCAGCUGACAGCGGGGCUGCGGGGGGGGUUUGGGGUUCGGAAGCGAAGCGGUGCCGUGGGAUGGGGGCUGUGAAAGCCUCUGAACAGCAGCGUUUGGUUCGUGUUGUGUUGCGAAGGCUCCGGGCUGUACUGAAGAAGCCUAUUUUCUUAUAUCUGAUGUAGAAACUCUAUUUUCUUCCAAAGACAGACACUAUUUUUGCAGCUGUUUGGAGUUUGUAUUUUAUGUAUGUAUUGCAAAGCUUAAAGGAGGAACGUUGGCUUUGGAGUUGUGUUUAGAGGGGUUUUUGCAGAUGCUGGUGUUGGCAUGGAGAAAAUAAACUAUUUCAUGCA
Molecule: messenger RNA, 4687 nt
Organism: Gallus gallus (chicken)
Lineage: Eukaryota; Metazoa; Chordata; Aves; Galliformes; Phasianidae
Gene: FAM117A
Product: family with sequence similarity 117 member A
Exons: 10
Coding region: 2206-3555 (449 amino acids)
Source: RefSeq, a predicted model, not a curated record